AUGUAUAAAGGAUAUAUAGAAAGGAUGUUCAAAGAAUUUUAAGUCCAGCCAAUUUAUUUGCCUUUUGAAUUCUAGUAGAACGGAGGCGAGGGCAACAUCAUUAUGGAUAUGGAUUUAGUCAGAUAGUUAGACUAAUUCAUCAAGUAAAACAUGAACUAAAAUAACGAACAUACAAUCCAAUAAUUUAUACGCAUGUUUUCAGUUCAAUUACUCUUACCUUUACAUGUGGUUGAUGAAUUAUUAAGCACCAUUCAAGAAAUACCAGACUAGUAAUUUGAUGAAGAAGUGAUUGAAUCAUGUCAAAGACAAUCCAUCAAUAGAAUUAAAGAACAGACUCAAUUAGAAGAGAUGAAAUUCAUAACCUAAUUGGAAUUGUAGAGUGAAUAAAAACAUGAAUAACAAAUAUUUAUUGAUGAAAUGAAAGAAGCUAAAUUGAUUGUCCCUUUGGCAAAUUUAAAAUAAUAUCCAUUGGGCAGAACCUCAAUCACAAUCAGAGCAAAACUAUUUAAUAAACCAAUAAUAGAAAGAGAACAAUUAUAAAUCAUUGGAGAUUAUUGUCUCUAAUUCAGAGACGAAAGUGGAAUGUGCUAAGUAUUCUUCACCAAGAAUCGAAUAAAAGAGAAGUUUUAACUGUACUAUGAGAAUCUCUAAGUCUAAACUGUUUAUGACAUAAGCGAAAUGGAAAUACAUCAAUUUAAAUAGACAUAUGAGAUCAAAGUCACUUCAAAUACAUAAUUUAAAUUAUACACUAAAGUACCUGUCUUAGAACAAUUGCCAAGUGCAUUAAGUUACAAUUUAAAGAAUGGAGAGGAGAUUAUCGUUGCUGGCAUGGUUGCAGAAAUAGGCGAAUUGAGAUAAUAAAAUAAGAAGUUAACUCUAUACACUCUGCCUAUUGAUACCAACACGUAAUACUAUAAGAUACCCUUAAUCUUAUGGGACCAAUAUAAAUUGAUGAAUUUUAAGGUAGGCGAUGUUUAUGUUUUUGAGGGUGUAUUAUUAAAAAUAUACACUGAUGUAAUUGAGUUAAAAUCAUUGAGAACUAGGUUUAAAGUUUAUACUGAAGGAGAUGAGAAGUACCAGGAUAUUAUAAAGCAAAUCAUAGAUAAAAAACACAAUUGGCUCUAAAAGGAUAAUGCAGAGAUUCAAAUUGAAUAGGUAGUGCAAUAGCCGGUUUUUUUGAGUGACAUUCAUUAGUCUAUCAAUUGUGCUUAUUUCAAUACAGUUGUUAAAAUACUGAAGGAUAUGCCAGCAAUAUUUUAGAUGAAAAUAUAAAAGUGUGUUAGACAAUUAAUAGUUACUAGCGAUAAUAAUAAUAGUCAAAUAAUUGAAUUGGUAGGGGAUCGAUUAUGUUAAAAGAUUUAUCUUGCUGAGGAGGCUAUCAUCUUUAUUAGUUAUUUACAAAUAAUCAAUAAUAAAGUUGUGGCCAAUGAGCAUAACACUUAAAUCAGAGUGUUGCCAGAUGAUGACAUUGAUUUUGCUGAGCAAAUCUCAUUGUUAAAAUAACCAUUCUCUAAACCCUUAUAGUUAUCACAAAAUGAAUUAGAACAAGAUGUAUUGAUUAAUGCAUAGAAAAGGAGUUCAAUCAAAAUCAAAAUUAACCAAAAACAGUCAGGGAAUUAAAAUUAAUUACAAAUACCUUCUGACAGUCUUAAAAAAGGAAUUGAUAGAAAUGAAUUGAUGAAUGAUAUUGUAUCCUUGUUGGAAGGCAAGACUCAUAAGAGCAGAUUCAAUAUAUUGGUUCAGAUAGACGAAUUGUUUGAAGUCAGACAUUAAAAGGGGAAUGUCAAACUAUAGGACCUCAGAAUAUCGGAUGAAUCAGAUUCAGGAAAAAUAACCUUAUGGAAUAAUCAGAUUUGCGAUUAUAAAAUUGGACAAGCAAUCAGGAUAGAUCAAGUCAUUUAUGAUACGAGUAAGCAAGAAUUCAAGACUACAUUUCAGAGCAAAGUGAAUACUAAUGUUCCUAAUAAGAAUCUACCUGGGAAACAGAGAAAAUAGAAUUAAAAGUAAUUAGUGAUUGAUGGAGUUGAGUAUCAGAAUUUUACAUACAAUCAAGAACUUAAAUUGAUUACAGACAUAAUCAAAUUAUAAUACAGUGUAUCAGAAGAAUUACCUUAUUAAUAUUGCAGAGCAAUGAUAUCAGAAAUAAUGAUAGCCAGACUCUCUCAAUAGUGUCCAUAAUGCACUUUUACUAAAUUGGUGUAAAACAACGAUGUUUAUGAAUGUUCUGGAUAGAAUGGAAUUAAACAUAUUGUUACACUCCCGAAGAUAUUUUGUUAUCUGAAAUGUAAACUAACAGACUUUACUGCAUCUAUUGAAGUUGUGUUUGGAGAUGAGAUCUGUUAGUAAUACAUCCCUCAAAAUAUUCUUAAUGAAUUAUAUAAAAAUCAAAUGUCAGUGGUACCAUACUUUGAUUGCUUGAUGUACAAAGAGUUUACAUUCAAAUUGUGGUUAUAAAAAUAGAAGGAUUAGAGCAAGAAGAUUAAAAUCAUGAAACUAUUCUAAACAAAUUACUUAAAAAUUAUAGAUUCAUAUUUGUGA
Paramecium tetraurelia is the source of this 2538-nucleotide messenger RNA. RefSeq lists its product as uncharacterized. Lineage: Eukaryota; Ciliophora; Oligohymenophorea; Peniculida; Parameciidae. The record is from RefSeq and is a predicted model, not a curated record. The transcript has 2 exons.